GAAAAACAGACGAGCGUCACUCCAAACGACAAUUGGCCUCCCCCCUCCGACCAGCGCAUAUCUUUUUCGUCUCUAUUUCAGUCCCUCAUUCGCCAACCGAAUUAAAAACGGAAAACCAAAUCUUAUAAAACCGCAAACAUGUCCUUCCGAGGUGGUGGUCGUGGUGGUGGUCGUGGAGGAGCUGGUGGCUUCCGAGGUGGACGUGGAGGAGGUUUCCAGCAGAGGGAUAUGGGCCCGCCUGCGCAGGUUCUAGAAAUGGGCAAAUUCAUCCACGCCUGCGAAGGCGAAAUGGUCUGCGAAUCCAUCAACCCCAAAGUCCCCCACUUCAACGCCCAAAUCUUCCUCGAGAACAAGACGGCCGUCGGCAAAGUCGACGAGGUCCUCGGCCCCAUCAACCAGGUCUUCUUCACCAUCAAGCCCUCCGAGGGCAUCCAGGCCGCCUCCUUCAAGGAGGGCGACAAGUUCUACAUUGCCCCCGAGAAGCUGCUGCCCCUCGAGAAGUUUUUGCCCAAGCCCAAGCCCCCUCCCGGUGCGCCCAAGCCCAAGCGCGCUGGCGGUGGUGGACGUGGUGGCCCUCGUGGCGGCGGUCGCGGCGGCUUCUCUCGCGGUGGACGCGGCGGUGCUGGCGGUGGUUUCGGCGGCCGUGGUGGCCGUGGUGGAAGCGGUGGUUUCUCUCGCGGCGGUGGUCGCGGAGGUCCUCGCGGUGGAAGCGGUGGCUUUUCCAGGGGCGGUGCCGGCGGCAGAGGACGUGGUGGCUUCAGCAGGGGUGGCAGCUGGUAAAGCAAAAGAGAAUUGGGAAAACUUUUAGAAUCCAUGGUACUCAUACCAAUGCCAUUUCCUCUUUUUUAAGCUCAGCGGCAGCAGGGAAACCCCCUCUCCACGAAUGAAAAAAAAAGGAUAAGACAAGGGCGGCGGAGAUCGAUCUUUUGGUUUGGAGAAAGGGGAGGGAAGAAGAUGUUUUAUAUGUACAAAGGGCUUUUUUCACGGCGUUUUUUUACUGGCUCGGUUUAUUCCUCCGUCGUACCUGAAUUUAGUUUUUUCUCGUCAUUCUUCGGUUUCACUCCCUUUUCUUCUUCCCUACUUGUCAAACAACUGUCACUCUUAAAAGGUCUUGGCACAAUGGCAAAUCUCAUGAGGUAGCUCCAACGCGAGUCUCCUAUCAACUCAGGGAUGGCGAAGAAUUUAUAUACGAGAAAGAAUUAAGUCUUUUCAAAACAAGAAUACCAAUGCAACCUAGGCGUAGGCGUAGGCAAACAUCAU
Molecule: messenger RNA, 1260 nt
Organism: Trichoderma atroviride IMI 206040
Lineage: Eukaryota; Fungi; Ascomycota; Sordariomycetes; Hypocreales; Hypocreaceae
Biological process (GO): snoRNA guided rRNA pseudouridine synthesis; ribosome biogenesis
Cellular component (GO): box H/ACA snoRNP complex
Molecular function (GO): box H/ACA snoRNA binding
Source: RefSeq, a predicted model, not a curated record